Macrobrachium nipponense is the source of this 3161-nucleotide messenger RNA. RefSeq names its product probable peptidoglycan muropeptide transporter SLC46. Gene Ontology annotation, cellular component: membrane. Bases 556 to 2109 code for a protein of 517 amino acids. The transcript has 9 exons. Gene Ontology annotation, biological process: transmembrane transport. NCBI's taxonomy places the organism in Eukaryota, Metazoa, Arthropoda, Malacostraca, Decapoda, Palaemonidae. The record is from RefSeq and is a predicted model, not a curated record. Gene Ontology annotation, molecular function: transmembrane transporter activity.
GUGAAAUAUAGUAGGUAGUAGCAUCUUAAGUGGUUUGUCAAGAGGAUAUUGGCAAUUGUGCAACUCUAAAGAACGGGACUAUCCUUCUUGAAAUAUGUAAUCAUUCAAGCUGCUCUGCAACGAGCAACAUGUACGGCAGUAACGCAAGUCAUGAAGUUGAUAUUCCACUCUGCCUUUGUAAUGGAAUUGUUUCAUAAGUGUCAUGGUGCGUGAACUGAAGGGUACACCCUUUGUCCCAGGCUUGUCAGACCAAGCGUAACCUGACUUAGGCUUACGGAAGGUAGAAAUAAAUUCCUCUGAUUCCGCGUUGGCCGAGCCGGGAUUCGAACUUUGGACCACCGGAUUGGCAGCUGAGCGUGAAAACCACUUGUCCAGCAAGGAACUAAUUCCUCUCAAAAAAUAACAUAGCAAAUGAGUGCAUUGAGAAAUGAAAAGCCCUACUAGCAUGGGGCAGUAAGAUACUGCCUCUCUUGGUUGAUGUCCAUCAUAAUCUUCAGUAAAUUGCUCGUUGUGAUGUAAUAUCUUGAAAAAAGGUGGAAACUCAGUUGCUUCAAGAUGACCAGCAGUGCCAGUGAGACUCUUCCGUUCACAGACAUGGAGGAAAAUGAGAGUGAACGCUCGGACUCUGAACUUCUUAAUAGUUCAGGUUAUCUUCCUGGUGAACCUUUGGUAGAAUGCAAUUCCAAAAAGCAAGGAUGUUGCAGAAGAGUGCUGGAGUGUAUAAAGAUGAUUACUGUGGAACCAAUACUUCUGUUAGACAUCGUAAGCUGGUCUUUACAGUCUUCACUCACCACUAAUUUAUUACUUGAAAAGGUUUGUAAUGAGCGCAACUACACUAGUGAUAUUUGUGCCAAUCUAACUGCAUAUCAAGAUAUUCAAGCAGAAGUACAGCAACAAGUGACUCUCAUAAAUAUGUAUAAAGAUUUAAUAACAGUUGUGCCCAAUGUUUUCUUUGUGUUGUUCAUUGGAGCUUGGAGUGACAAGUAUGGACGGAAAAUCCCACUAACUCUCCCCUUGUGUGGAAGUUUCUUUUCAACUUUGAUACUUUUGGCAAAUGCAUACUGGAUGGAUUUACCGGCAAUAUUCAUUCUGUUUUCUACAAUUCCACAAGUGUUUACCGGAGGAGGUAUGACAAUGAUAAUGGCUGCAUUUGCAUACAUCACUGAUAUUACAAAGCCAAGAUCAAGGACAACACGCAUAGCACUGAUGGACUUUUCUUUUGUGCUUGGGUUCCCACUUGGAAUUUGGCUCAGUGACAUUAUAUAUUAUGAGCUGGGAUAUUUUGGAAUAUAUGGAAUAAGUGCAUCUCUCUUUUUCUUGACCAUUAUGUAUUCGCUAAUAAGAAUUGAAGACACUCGUGGGCCCUUCUCAAAACUGAAUCUUGAAAAUGUGGAAUUUACCCAGCGACCCAAUAACAUGUUAGGAGAUUUGUUUGAUACUCAAAAUAUGAAAGACUCUAUAGCUGUGUGCUCAAAGCUUCGACCAAAUAAUGGGCGUGGUAAAAUCCUUGCUCUUAUGGUCUCUAUGUUCUUAACUCUUUUUACCUUUGGAACUACAAACAUUGCCUACCUCUAUGUGAAAAGGAAAUUUGGUUGGGAUUAUAACCAAUAUGUACACCUAGGAAUUGUGAAAUGCUUCGCUGGAAUAUUAGGUACUGGAAUUGUGCUACCAUUGCUGAGCUACAAGUUGCAAGUGCAUGACUCAAUUCUAGGCAUUAUCGGUUGUUUUAGUUCAGUAGCAUCUUCCAUUGUAACAGGUUUUGCUCCAAAUUCUUGGUAUAUGUAUUUAAGUACUGUUGUUGGUGGGCUGUCAGGAUUAGCAGCUUUAGUAAACCGGUCAAUCUUAAGCAAAAUUGUCCCAGAUGAGGAAAUUGGCAAAGUUUUUUCUAUGACUGCAGCCUUUGAAACAGCAGUACCUCUUAUGUCAAGCCCAGUAUAUACAUUAGUGUACAACAACUCCAUCACAUCAUUUCCAGGGGCAGUUUACUUGAUGACUGCUUUGUUUUAUGUGGGUCCAUUUUGUACAUAUGUAUGGCUUUUCAUCACAAGACGUCUGUCUGUAUUCGAACACCACCUAAUUGAAGAAAAUAUUCCAGACAUAGAAGAUUAGCUGAAUAGCCAAAAAUCAUCUCGGGGACAAUCUUUUUUACAGAUUUUCAAAAAGUAGCAGCACUACUGGUAAAAGGAAAUUUAGUUUAAUUGGAAAUUUAGUUUAAUUGGAAAUUUGCAUAUUUUCUUCAGUGUAAUUGUCACUCCAAGUUAUUUUCCUUGUAUUAAAAUAUGUAUGUAUAUCAGGCAAUAUUCCUUUCAAUUUCCAGUCUGAUAAUUAUUGAUGCCAAAGUAUUGAAUAUAGUAAGUAACUUUAUUCUAUAGUAUGAAAAACUGUACAGUAAAUUUUUUUUCUUUUAAAAAUGAGAAUCAAAGAAUUAAUUUAUUUAAAUAUUAUUAUCUCAGCUUAUGUAAUAAGAAAUGGAGAUAAUAUUAAAUAUCAGUUAUCAAGCGACAAAGUUGCUUUUAAAUUUGUAUUUAAUUCAAAAACAAUCGUUCUUCCAUUACUUUGUAAUGUCAAACAGCAUUUCUCGCGGAAGAGAAAAAUUCCUUUUGAGUCCUUUUUUAUAUUACAGUACGUAUUAGGCAUGAAGUAUUAUCUUGUAUUAUGUCAGGUCUUUCUUAUUAUAAUUUUUGUGUGUUGUGUGUUCACAAUUACAAUCAGUAAAAUUUACAUCUUCUUUUCCUGCAAGAAGUGUAUAAUUCUUAGUGAGAGUAUAAAGUCAAAUGGAUGGAUUUUUAUAGCCCUUUCACAACUGCAAAGAGGUUGUAUUCUUCCAGAAUUGAGAAUCAAGAACAGACCUCACUAAAACAUAUCCCAGGCUUUUUUCAACAAUGGGAAGUGGGAUAAUUUUAAAACCCUUUAUAGUUAUUCAUAUGUAAAUAAACUGUAUUUAGCAGUAUUCAUAUGUAAAUAAACUGUAUUUAGCAGUAUUCAUAUGUAAAUAAAUUUAUAUUUAGUAUAAAGAAUAGAAUGUUAUGAUUUACAUAUACGUACAUGUAUUUUAAUAUCUAGACAUAGCUUCUCUUGCAAGAGAAACAAUUUUUAUAUUUCAGGGAAAAACGGAAUCCUUUGUAUAUCUAAAGUUAGGAAUAAAAUCUUGAAACUUGAAA